UGCACGGGAUGCGUUCAUAGGCUUUUUUUAUGUUCAAAAAGCACAUGUAAAAUGGGUGAGCAAUCUAUCGAGAAGCAAAGACAGAAGCACGAAAUCGAACUGAUUGCCAGUGAAAAUUUUGCGAGCCGUGCCGUUCUCGAAGCACUGAGCUCAUGCUUUCACAACAAGUAUUCAGAAGGUUAUCCUGGAGCGAGGUAUUACGGCGGCAACGAGCAUAUAGACGAGGUAGAACGACUUUGCCAAAAACGCGCCCUCCAGGUGUUUCGUUUGUCGCCAGAAAACUGGGCUGUCAAUGUCCAACCAUAUUCUGGAAGUCCGGCCAACUUUGAAGUGUACACUGCUGUAGCAGGACCUCACGGUAGGAUAAUGGGUUUGGAUCUGCCGGACGGUGGACACCUGACCCACGGUUUUUACACCGAAAAGAAGAAAAUCUCCGCCACCUCUCUUUUCUUUGAGUCGAUGCCGUACAAGGUCGAUCCAAAGUCAGGACUGAUCGAUUAUGAUGCAUUAGAGAAAAUGGCGCUCAUUUUUAAACCGAAAGUGAUUAUUGCCGGUGUUAGUUGCUACUCUCGACAUCUGGAUUACAAGCGUUUUCGUGACAUCUGCGACCAGGUAGAUGCCUAUCUAAUGGCCGAUAUGGCGCACAUCAGCGGACUGGUCGCCGCCGGUGUUGUACCGAGCCCG
Messenger RNA from Soboliphyme baturini, 684 nucleotides. NCBI's taxonomy places the organism in Eukaryota, Metazoa, Nematoda, Enoplea, Dioctophymatida, Soboliphymatidae. The record is from the annotation of a GenBank genome assembly.